Molecule: messenger RNA, 13723 nt
Organism: Anopheles gambiae (African malaria mosquito)
Lineage: Eukaryota; Metazoa; Arthropoda; Insecta; Diptera; Culicidae
Product: neuropeptide SIFamide receptor
Exons: 9
Coding region: 1127-3142 (671 amino acids)
Biological process (GO): G protein-coupled receptor signaling pathway
Cellular component (GO): membrane
Molecular function (GO): peptide binding; neuropeptide Y receptor activity
Source: RefSeq, a predicted model, not a curated record
AAUCGGCUGGCGGGCACGAGGGUAUGCACAGCCUAGACUGCGGACUCCGGACGGUGACGGUCGGGCCAUCACUACGCUUACGGCUGCGAGGGUGACCAUAUCGUGCGCCCGGAUCAUCGUCCUCCUCCGUGCUCAAAAUCCGACACGACACGGCCAGGGUUCCGGGUAUUCCAAUUUCCUUCUCCGCCAACAGCCAACAACAGCUCGCCAGCAAAUGGAAGGAUCACGCCUGGAAGGAAACGGAGUUUGAACAUUGCUGGUCGUGAAAUUGUGUGUGUGUGUGUGUGUGUGAGUGUGUGUUGUGCAACGGGAUCAUAAAACAUGCUCCACGCUUCGUUGCUACCCCAAAGCGCUUAGAACCAACAAAACGGGCAGGCUGUGGCUCUGGGACGAGCGAAAAUAGGUCACAUUUUUGUGCCGUAGCCGUAUCAUCCACAGCACAGCUUUCGAAGCUUCCGAAGUCGGUACAGUGUUUUGGGAGGGAUACAUGAUCCUCAACCGUAAUAUAAUUAACACAUCAUUGUUGUGGUGCAGCUCUGUAGAGAGAGAGAAAAAAACGAGAAUAAUUGUGAAUUGUACGAGUGUUUGGGUGUUUGUGUGCGGUGCAUUGUGUAGGAAAGUUGUAUGCUCAGCGUGCAAUGCCGUUUGGCACGCAGUGAACGCGCAUUUCAGAACGCAAACGAACCAAUUUGACGCGUACCCCGCGAAGAACAGCUUCGUGUACGGUGGUUUCUUGAGUCGGUGGCUUUGCUCGCUGCCCUAUCUAGUGGCCAGCGUAUAAUCGCGCUUGUACUGUGUUUUAUGCCGCCUCGCUCGGGCUGGCGGCUUUGUGGUGGAAAACAUGAGCAGCAAUAGAUCGGCGCUGGUGCGGAGUCCGUGGCUCGAUCGUCAGUGCGAGCCCCAGUGUUGUCGCAUCGAGUGUAGCUCAGCACCGUCCAGCCCUAGCUGGGCGUAGAGGGAACGGGGCGGGAGCGAGGAGCCGUUGUUUUCCUCCGACUUUCCCUUCCGGUGUGUGUGUGUGUGCUCGGAUCGUUGAACACUCGCGUGGCAACAGAUGUGCGACCGUGCGUCCCCGCGCCUGGUACCCUGAACGAAAAAGUGCCCUUUUGCUAGCCUCGUCCCCGGGAUGGAGCUGGGCGGCGAAGUGUUUACGAUGGGGUUGGCCCUCAAGCUGCAGAAGGUGCCACCGGGCUCCGGGAUGGCCGAUUUCACCGAGCUCCGACGGGAAAACUCCAACACUGCCACCUUCGCCAGCGACUGGGACAGCUAUCAGAGUCCGAAUGUAGCGGUAGGCAACGACACGGCCGGCCCGUUCGAGGAGUAUGAACUGUUCUACCGGCACUCCUACACGAUGACCGCCGUCUAUUGUGUCGCGUACUUUAUCGUCUUCAUCGUCGGGCUGGUCGGGAACAGUUUCGUGAUCGCGGUCGUCUUUCGGGCACCGCGUAUGCGGACGGUUACGAACUUCUUCAUCGUGAACCUGGCGGUCGCGGACGUGCUGGUGAUAGUGUUCUGUCUGCCCGCAACCCUGAUGAGCAACAUCUUCGUGCCAUGGAUGCUCGGCUGGUUGAUGUGCAAAACGGUGCCGUACAUACAGGGAGUGUCCGUGGCAGCAUCCGUCUACAGCUUGAUAGCCGUUUCGCUGGAUCGCUUCCUUGCCAUCUGGUGGCCGCUGAAGCUGCAGAUCACGAAACGACGGGCCCGGUUUAUGAUCGUGUGCAUCUGGAUCAUUGCCCUGAGCUCCACCGUGCCGUGGGCGCUGUUUUUCGACCUCGUGCCGAUCAUCCCGGAAGCGCCCGACAUCAAGCUGUGCGUCGAGGUGUGGCCACCCGGGACGGACGGGGCGCUCUACUUUCUGCUCGCGAAUCUUGUUGCCUGUUAUCUGCUGCCGAUGACGCUUAUCACCAUCUGUUAUAUACUGAUCUGGAUCAAGGUCUGGCGCCGCUCUAUACCGGGCGACUCGAAGGACGCCCAGAUGGACCGGAUGCAGCAAAAGUCCAAAAUCAAAGUUGUUAAAAUGCUUGUUGUAGUUGUUAUACUGUUCGUUCUUUCCUGGUUACCUCUGUACGUUAUCUUCGCCCGCAUCAAGCUGGGCGGGGCGCUCGAGAGCAGCGAGGAGGAGCUGCUACAGAUCGCCACCCCGAUCGCCCAGUGGCUCGGUGCGUCCAACUCCUGCAUCAAUCCCAUCCUGUACGCGUUCUUCAACAAGAAGUACCGCAAGGGCUUCGCGGCCAUCAUACGAUCGCGCAAGUGCUGCGGACGGCUGCGAUACUACGAAACGGUAGCGAUCGCUUCCUCCUCCACCAGCACGCGCAAGUCCUCGCACUACCACAACAGCCAGAAACGGGCCGGCGGCAGUCCCUCGGUCAAGUCGGCGGACGUGGUGUCGUACAUCUACGAGGAGAAGGGUGGCCGGAAGCACCACGCCAUCUCGAAGCAGAACAGCGACCUGUCGCGGCACAUGCUGCUCAAGCAGGACAGCAGCAUAUCGCGGCAGUCGCUGCUGCUGAAGCAGGAUAGCGUUGCGUCACGAUCGGCGAUCCUGUACCGGCAGGACAGUGACAAUUCGCGCCAGAUGCUGCUGAAGCAGGACAGCAACAGCUCGCGGGACAUGCUGUCCAAGCAGUGCUCGGCCUCGGACUCGAUAUCGCGCCAGGACUCGCAGAUCUCGUACAUCGAGCCGCCCCGCAAGGGCAUCCUGUGCAAGCAGGACACGCAGAUCUCGUACAUCGAGCACGGCGGGCCGGUCGGCACGCUGGCGAACGGUGGCGGCCCGCCCGCCCCCAACAAGAAGUACUCCGCGUCGCUCUCCUCCCAGGACAGCGUGCUCUCGAUCAUCGAGCACAAGCGCCACAAGCUGGUGAAGCAGGACUCGAUCUUUUCCUUCAACGAGCCGAAAUCAGUGUACGAAAGUGCCACGCCGGCCCCGUUCAAGCGGCACCAGCUCGUGAAGCAGCACUCCGUCAUAUCGUUCGCGGAUCAGAAGCGGGGCGGCAGCCUGACCAAGCAGGACUCGGUCACCACCAUACACCGGGCGGGCAAUGGCGAAGGGCCCUACAUUUCCUCCAUCCUGAAGAAGACCGAUUCGCAGUGCAGCUCCGCGUCGCCGGUGCGCAAAAAUAUUGGAUUUUUCGAAGGUUAAGAAAUGUGAGCGAGAGUGAGUGAGAGAGAGAGAGAGAGAGAGAGAGAGAGAGCAAGUAAGCAAAUCAUUUGAAUCAAAUCGAGAGAACUGAAAACUUUUAAAAAGUGUGUGAGCAGUAUUUAAUGUUUUACCACAAAGCAAGGGAGGAAAAUUGACCCCAUUUUAGUGGAGAAGUACCGAAGGUGGUUCGAGAACGUUUGGUUCUACACAUCGUAUCCCUGACCUGAGCAAUCCCCUUACCUUGUUCCAUUAAUCCUUACUCCAGAGGUGGUUUUUUGAGAGGUUCGUGAGGGUCUAAUAUGUGUCCAGUGUGAAUUGCUUUUUUUCAAUGAGCUUUUUUUUUUUACUACAUUCCAACUUGUUCUCCUGCCAGAUUGCAUGUUCAAAUUAGGGAAUAACAUAUUUCAAAACCAAAGUAGCAGCAUUUCUCCCUUGUUUUCUUUUAUGACAAUUGAUGCUCUCUCGUAAUUCAUCAAGGACUUUCCCCUUAAUUUCGUAUGAUUUAUACACAUAUUUUAUUUAAUUUAGGAUAGCUGGGUUGCUUUAAUGAGUAGUUCCUUCUUUAACGACUUUUUCUAACAAUAUGAUCCAUUGUUAAACAAUUGUUUUAAAAAUGGUGCUAAAAUUGCAAUUCGAUCCAAAGCUAACAAAAUGAUAGGGGAAGGUUGGCAAAGACGGACGCUGAACACUUUUCAUAAAUGCAUGAAAAAGGUAAUUUUCGAAUAAUUCAACAAUGCAGCAUCCAAACUUACAAUACAACACAUUUGAGAACAUUUUUGGCAUAAUAUAUGCAAAAUUGGGUAAAUUCACGAACAAAACAAAUUUUCGAUCGUGCGCACCCUUGUGGAUCUAAUUUGACUACUGCGGAUGUUUAGCUCUGUAACUUGAAUUGUUUAUAUUUUCGGAAGUUUUAUUGCAUGAGUGAGUUGUCGUGAUUAUUAAGCACAAGACUGCUGAAAGAACGAUAAUGAAAGUUAUUAAAAAUUCUUGUUUUCUGGUGGUUUAAACAUUCUGACACCAAAGGCGGGCAGGACGGACACACUGUCGUAGGGAAAGAUGGACACCGAAUUUGUUGAUUUAUUUUACUUCUUAUAUCAAUUGGUGAUAAAUCUAUUUCAUCAAACACCUUUAGAAAGGGUAUUUCGAAGACAUAAACCAUUCAGGCAACUAGAGAAAGUAUUGAAAUUAACGAGAAAUGAAACACCGGUAAAAAUAGCAGUCAUGCGUUAUGCUAUUACUCGCUGGACGCUGGUGAGGCACUUCACAAAACCCAAUAUCUUGCCACGACUUGGACAACUUUCAUCAUCAAAAUAAGGGAGCACUGAUAUGUAAUCGUGCAGCAAUAGAUGAGGGAUACUAUGGGUUUACAAGUAUCAAAAAUUUCAUUGUUCAAUGGGAAAAAUGGCUUCACCUAUUAGCAAGUCCGUAAAACAUGCUUUGGUCGCAGACUUUCCGCGGAGUAAUUUCCUAAACGGAAGUUAUAGACUGUUGUUCUGUAAGCUAAUACAACGUCAGCUGUUAAUGUCCGAUAUUUCAAUAAUGCCAAGGAUCUGCAUUAUUCGCGUUGUUAGAAGUGGCGCUUACAAUUCCUAAAUGAACGGCUGAAUGAACCGUGGUUGUAUUUGGCCAAGAAUUGUUUUAUGUACGUACCAGAAUGUGAAAAUCAAUGAAAUACGUUUAAAUACUAUGAAUCUCUUCAAUUUCCAACGUUUUCGAAAGGUGUCCAUCUUACCCUUCAUUGUGUCCAUCUUUCCCAUAUCAAGUAUCCGUCUUAUCCGAACAUUUCAAAACUGCAUGAAAAAAACACGUUUUUAUUUCAUAAAAAAUCAUAGAAAGCGAUAGAAACUAAAAAGGUCCGUCUAAAGGUGUCCGUUUUUACCUGCCUUCCCAUACAUUAAAUCAUUUGCAAAGUCUAGUAUUAUUUCCAAUUGUUAUUAUUUUUUAAAUAGAAUAUCUGUGGCAGGGCAACUGUUCCCUCAAAAAUCCAUCAUUCAAAGUGUCCUUAAAGCAUUUUACUCACGAUCAAUCUGGACUGUUCCACUAUCAUGCGCUGGAGAAAGGGUCCCCUCCCGUACUACUAAGCGAAGAAGCUAAGGUUUGCCCAAACCCCCUUGAAACUCCGUUCCUGUCCUUUUGCGAACCGAUGCCGGUGGUUACGAACUCCGCAAAUUGUUACUGCUAAUUCGCACUACAUUAGACAUUACACCCCCUCCCACCUCACAAAAAGAGUGGAUUCCAAUCCAAUGGUGCUGUCUGUGGCCGUCGAAUGCGUGCACUACACAGCUUCUGCAAAUCUGCUUUACGUUACUCGCAAAACAGAGACCCAACCCAGAAGCACUAUUUUGCAACACUUAUUUAGCAAACGCGAGAUGAAAACACAUUUUUAACCAAUCGGGCUACCACCCAUUUGCAGAACAGCUGCAAACUAAACAUAGUCACCUAUAUACAUAUAUCAGAAUAUAUUAUAUACCUACUGAGGGAAAACAAAACGAACAACUAACUGAAGAGGCAAUAAAACGAAGCACAAACGCAUUCUGGCGAUGCGAGACGAGACGAGGCUGUUUGAGGCUUGGAUGGAGAAAAACAUUCAAACCACAUACCGAUACACACACACACACACAUACUCAUACACACAUACACACACAAAUCCAAAGAAAUGGUGUUAUUUUAAACAUAACAAAUUAACCUACUCGUGCUGUGUAAUAAUAGUAAACACACAUAAUCCAGCGAUCAUGUUUGAAUGUAUUUUUGAAGCGUUUGAAGGUACGAAAUCUGUACACACGACGCUGUUAGCAUCUGAUCAGCACGGUAUGACCGUCGCGUAAUCCCCAAAGCCUCCCCCACCCCACCCCCAACGCAUCGCGAGACACAACUCGAAAUGAUCCUCCCCUACCUAGCGAUAAACGAUAAAUGUAACAAACAAAUUGAAUUUUAAAUAACAACUCACGAUAAACAAAACACAACCAUAACAAAAUCGAACCCGAACCCAAAGGACCAGUGUUAAGAAGAAAUAACUGAACUCUAAUAAUAAUAAAAAAAAAAACAAAAAUAAAUGAAAACAAUCGAUCAUAUUGUUCAUGAGCUAUUUUAAACUUCUCUUGGCAAACGAAGGUAAAUUUAUUUUACAAAAAAAUAAAAAAUAAACAAAGUAAACCCACUCUAAGCCCGACAUAUUUGAUGCUAAUAAUAACAAAAAAGAAGAAAAACACGGAACCAACGGAUUUGCGCAAAAAAAAAGUAAUAGCGAUCAAGCAAGGAAUAUAUUGUUAUAUUUUUUGUACGAACCUGCUAAAACAACUAGAAGAGAGAAAAUGGAAAAGAAGCACACGGAAGAAAAGAAAAAACAAAAAAAACAAAACAGACAAAUUUAACCUGCUAAACCUAACCGUACGAAUUGAUGCAACAACAACAACAAAAAAAACUUACAAAAUGUAUUUAAAACAAAAAGCAAACCUAACAAAAUAUAUCAGUAAAGAGAACAAGCAAAGACGGUUCUAUAAAAUGUCUUGCAAACCUGAGCAAAAAACCGAGGCAGCGCCUACUGCAGUGAAACGCAUAAGGAAUGAUUACGUUAAGAACAUGAUCGAAUUGAAAUAGCCUACUGCACAUGGUACGGAGCAGCGCAGCAGGGUGCGGCUGUGCAGUGUUUGAUCGAUCGAAGAUUACAGUAGCAUGGUGUGUGUAACGAUCGUUAAAAUACAUAAGAAAAGGAAAAAAACCCCGAUCGUUUACCAUUUUCCGUUUUUUGUUUAUCUUUCGUUGUGAGCCAUUGUGUGUGCAAUGCACGGAUACACAAAUGAACGAGCAACUCAUAAUUGUGAUAAGAGCAUAGACCAUUAAUGUUACUCGAUAAAAGGGACUGAAGGGGAAGUGGAAACAAAAUGCCCAUUCAGUUCCUUAGGGAACCAUAGGGUGAAAGGGUGGACGUAUGGGGCUUGCGGGAUGGGACAGAAGCGCAUCUAACCUUAUCACACAUGCAUGCACAUCCCACAGCUUCGCAGGUGGGCACGCGAUUGCGCGAUUAUGUGUCCGUAGCAAUAGCAAACAUCGAUCCUAACUGUUUGGCGGGCGCGAAAGGGAUGCGGCCGUAUGUAUGUUACGUGCUGAAUAUUGUUUAACAAUAAAGCAACAAUGUUAGCGCCAUUAGAGCAAUACACGCGCACCGGCGUAGAUUUUAUACCUAUUAAGCUAAUACAUAUAUAAUACAGAUAAAAGAAGGCUGCAGAAGAAGUGAACGUAAAAAAAAACAAAACCAAAACAAACAAAAAUACAUUAAUUAAAAACCGAUCAUAAACCGGUUUUCUCAGUGCUAUCGUGUACCAGAUGUUUUGUGUAAUGCAAACAAGCAAACAUGUACAACCGAUAACCUAAUCAUUGUCCAUUAUGCAUGUACAGCGGUAAGAUGGAAAUAAUACAGGUUUUAGCAUUUAUACAAACUACAAAUCAUCAACCACAACAGCAAAACAAACAAAUACCCAACAGUUACACUGCAUAGAGUUGCCAGGCCUUCGGUUCGAUCAAAACGGAUGCGAGCUAAGCAUGAGCAUAUAUGCAUUUAUGUGUGCGUACUAAUUUCUGCUGAAUUGAACGGCACCACCACGCACGGGACAAGUGGCUCAUCUCACAGUUUUGUAAGCCAUUUAGGCAUAUUCUAAUUAGCUGUAGUGCGGUCUUAGCAAAAGUGACACAUAAGCCACACAGUUGUCAACGAAAAAUGCUGCCAUGAUGAUGACGAUAAUAUGUUGCACUUGUCCUGCACACUUUCCCAACGCUCAUUGCCGUGUGCGGUGCAGGAGAGGGCCAAUACCGUCUUCUUGUUUACACGGUUGGAGCGGUUUAGCGUUUGCAACAGAAAUGUUGAUAACUGCGUGAAAGCAUCGCUUUGUGAUGCGUAGUGGUGAACACUUUUUCACCUCUUAAUCGAUCCAAGUUGGAAAUAGGAAUUGUAAAAUAGAAACGAAUGCGCGCGAAUUUAUUGCUCUACUCCACUCUACGUUUUUUAUCCAUUUGAUGUGUCUCGCCCUCGAGACGGGGUGAGCGCACAAAACGCGCACCUCCAUCUUAAUGCCACGUUCUAUACCAUUCUGGUAAGGUAAAUGCAAAGCAAUAAUGUAUAUCGAUAACAAGGGAACAGUGCAAGUGAAUUUCAAUCAUACUUGAAGUAAACAUACCUUCGUUUACGAUUCAUGAUGAGCAAAUGGAACGAAGUUGCACAUUUUGAAGCAUGCAAUUGUGCCGUUUCACUACAUUAGAGGCACAUUUUCGAGACACUGCCUAUCAUCAACAAGAGAGCGAAAAAGAGAGGGGGGCGAGAGAGAGCGAGAGCGCGCAGAGUGCCCCAGCCAGAAACAUAACAAAUGCAUCGAAACAAAUAGAACAUACAGAAUACAAAUGAUUAUCUACAUGUAUUAAGGCAUCACAUUCUAAUAUGUGGACAAUUUAAAAAUGUCGGGUUCGUCGCUUGAAGAAGUCUUUCGUUCAACUCGUUCAUCUACACGUGUGUGUUUUGUUCUUCUACGAGUUUCAGCCUAUUGCAACAAAAUAAAGUUGAAAGAAGAUGCUCGAGUUAAUGCAGCAUAUUUUUAGCAAAAAAUAAUACAAACCCUCAUUUCUACUUUAUGCAUGUUAUGCCAACAAAAAAUGGCUCAUAAUGAAGGCAGGUUUUAAAAUAUUGUCAGCCAAAACGGCUACAUCGGCUGAACUGAAACGUCAAAAGCAAUGUGUGCGUGUGUGUUUCAAUGUGUUUGUGUUUUAUAAGAAAACUUUCCUCCAAUUGAGAGCAACAGUGCAAUUUCCUGUUGCAAAGUAUCCAAUUUCAAAAGCUUUAACUCUUAAAAGCAAUUGCUGAACUUUUUCCUCUCAACUUGUUAUCAAUACACAUUCCGAACUACAACAGUUGAGCUAAUCCAUGUUUCCACUAUUUCAAACCACCUAUGGUGCUUAAAAAUUUUAAAAUAAAACAAACAAGCAAAGCAAUACACUGUUCAUGGGCUCGCCAGUGCUUAGCAGAAGGUAAACUUUGUGAUCACAAUUCAAACAACCAAACCGCUCUCCACUGCACUAGGAGCGCCCGAAAUACAGUGAAGUGAAUGAAUUAAUGGUUUUCCUGGUCAACUUUUUGACAUGCCCGGUGUUCUGUUUUACACCGUUAGAUGGUGGUGUUUGUGCACCAAAAUUUAAACAGAACCACGCAACAAUGGCCACAUGAGUGAAAUUUAAUGUUUUAAUUGGAGGAGAGAAAAAAAACGGUAAAUGUGUACAUUUGUUGAUGUUUGACAGAAUGUUUUAUUCGUUGUAUUUUUGUGUGCUGACGGGCAGAAUGUGAGAGAGAUGGAGUAGAACGGAGAUGGGUAGAAUAAUAAAUUAAAACUCUGUGCUAAGUAUAGUAGUCUAACAGAUAAUAAUUUCCAAAUUUAGAAUUAUGACACGAGUGCUGAACGCUUCAUUCAAAACUAGACACAGAGCGAAGUACAAGAAAGCUCUCGAGUGAACAAAAAACCCCGCCCGAGUAUUGGUAAAACUAAAGAAAUAACGUUCAAAUUGAACUGUGGCUAAAGGGUGAGCAAUGUUUCAAAUCAUACUGAACAGUUGUGGGCAAAUCAAAUUGAAGGCAACCUUCGAGCAGAACUCAGUUUCAGUGGUCAGUGUUUGUCGUUAGAUGUACCAUACACGCUUCAAGCAUGAGUGUAUGAUAUUCUGUUUGAAUUGGAAAAUAUAGUUAAUGUUAAAACAAAUGUUUUAAUAAAAUACUGCUGUAAUAUACGUAUAGGUAAUAUACGAUAAAGUGAAAGAAGAAACACUAAACAAAAGUCUGCCACAAUGAAAUGCAAAAAACAGCUAAGAAAGGAAGCAGAUAAACAACUCCCUUCAGCAAACGAAUACACCCAUGCUUGGCACGUACGAUCCGUACGAUCGCAUUUAAAUAAAAAGAGGGAAAACAAAAUAAAACAAACCAAAACAAAAAUACUUUAAAAUGUAGAAAACAAAAAAACCAAAACUAAAUGGAAACACAAAUAGGAACAGUACGGGAAAUGGUAGGUAGGACUGCAAUCGCGAACGGCAAGCAAUCCUCCCCGGGGGGUGCCGCUCACGCAUGGAGGACACUGAGGAAUGAGGCAGAGCAAAGCAAGGGGGGGGGAGGGAGACGUAGAGAAUGUGCAAAUGGGGAGGAAAUGCUAGCCCGAUCUCGGUUCGAUUGCAGACACUACACACUAUAGUUGAGUGGUGGGGCGGAAAGAUAUGGGGGGAGAAUGUUCCGCACCAGCCCAAAUCCUGCUCCCAAAUGGGUGGAAGCGGCUGGUGCCGGGCACUUCAACACUUCCAGCCCCAGUACACAGUUUUGUAGCCACACAGUAGUCCGUGAAGACGUAUAAUGGAAAACAAACUAUCAAAACCUCAGCAAGCGAUGCGAGCACGCACUAGGUCUACUAGGUUGCCAUAGAGGACAAAGCAAAGCUAUCAGAAAUCACUGUUUUCGCGCUCCCACCAUACCCACCCCUGUUAAGCUACCCACGGUGAAGACGGCACCGGUGUGCAUUCACAGCAACAACAAUAAUAUCAAAAUAUCUCUGGGAAGAUGUUUCGUUACUAUGUGUGAGUGUGUGUGUGAGUGUGUGUGCGUGUGUUUUGUUAUCUAUUUGAGCUUACUUUAUUCCGUAGUGUUUGAUGUGUGCGAUGCAGAGUUGGUGAGGAUGAAAGACAACUACUUAAAGUGUAAUAUAAAAAAAAUGAGUAGCAAAAGUAUCACACACACCUUCACCAUACGCUUCAUCCACACCCCAGUGCAAUUGUUCGCUGCGGUGACAUUACAAUAAAAAAAAAGAUGCAAUACAGAUAGAGAUAUAGAACGAUAAAGAGAGAGAGAGAGAGAGAGAGAGAGAGAGAGAGAGAGAGAGAGAGAGAGUUAUAUAUAUAUAGAGAGAGAGUAGAGAAAGGGAAAAGGAAGACAAGAAGAGUGAAAUAUAAAAGUGUAUCAAAUAAUCGCCACUGUAUAAAUAUAAACUACAAAACAAAAACAAUCUGCCGAUGAGGAGAAGCGCCAAGCGCAUCCACGCUCGUGCAGAGUUGAGGCCGAAAAAACCGAUUACAAAAGUAAUAGUAAUAAUAAUAAUAGUAAUCAUAAGCGAUAGUACUAGACAUGGGCGCUGUGUUGCCAAUAAGCGACAAAUGCGCAAAUAAGUACUGGCACUAGCAGCAACUACGUACUUGCGCAUACUCCCUAACGCCGAUACCGAAACGCAAACAAAGCCACAGCCCGAAACUGUUAUCUAAGCCACUUUCCCCGUCACCUGUUAAGUGAUAGCAUGAAUGUGUUUUUUUUUCUGCUCCUACCCUUUAUCUGCCACGUGUGGCGCAGUGUUCGAUGUGUAGUGUCUGUAGUGUUUGUGUGUCAUUUUACAACAUUUUACGUUCAAUGCCCUUGUUAGUAGUAGUGUACGUCCCACCGGCAUUAGGCGAAAGUGGCAAUGUUCAAAACCGAGUGUCUGGAGAGCAUGGUGGACAGGGCAUACGUAUGUGUAUGUGUGUGUGUUUAAAUGUGUGUGUGUGUCUGUGUUUGUUUGGGAGCAGUCAAGCAGUUUUCAGUGGAGAGCGACAGAAAGGAAAAAUCCCCAAUACAAAGCACAUAAUUAGAUCGCUUUCGGUUGUGGUGAUAGCGCUAUGUACUUAAAACUAAACGAGUGGUGCUGUUUAGCUCUAGCUGCUUGGCCACAGCGUACCAAUCAAAUGAUUAUUAUUUUCUUUCAUAGAACACGUCCUCCCUCGAUAGUCGAUCUUGGAUUAAGUGGUUCUUUUCAUACUUAACUGAUCUGCAUAAUAUGUUAAUAUUUGCUACCCAUAUAGUUAUUAACAUCGCUUAAAAAUCUAGUGCUUUGUUAUCGUUUGGUGUGAACUGUUACAAGUCUAUGCUAGUGGUAGUACUGCUGCGCCAUCGUAUACUAUCCUCCAAAACCACACAUUCACACAAACACACACACACAAACACACCUUUACAAACUAAUCGUGGUGUACAAAUUAUGGUGUACAAAAACAAAAACCCCAACAAAUCAAACCAGCAACAGUUUCAAUUCAGUACAGUCGAAAAGGUGUUUCGGUUGGAGCGCUUUAGACUGCUGCGGCUUGUGUGAAUCGAAACUUACCACCCUGUGCGUAGUACUACUACGCCCAGUGGAAGUGAAGCCCAGACCUGAUCGGCGUAAUACAAAGCAUAAAAGAAGAAGGAUAAAGAUUACUAUCACGUUUAUAUUUUAAUCGCAUCAAAUGCAUAACCGAGUACUUGAAAACAAACACGGAUGGUGGAGCGACCAACCUCCGAUGGAUAUCAUAUUCGAGCCAGUUAUUGAAAGAGAAAGCAACCCUAUAAAUGAAUACUAAUAUAUAUACAUAUACAAACAAACACCUAUAUAUAUAUAUAUAUAUAUACACAUACAAUAUCAAAGCGUGGAUAGAAGAUGAAAGGACGAAACGCGGCCACGUGGCUAGGACAGAGCAAACAACGAAAACGAAACACUAACAUCACACAAAACUGUACAUGUGAGCGUGUGUGUGUGUGUGUAUGUGUGUAUGUCCCAUCUAUAGACUUUUUAGACUGAUUUGCCCGCCCCGCUCUGGUGUGUGGUGAGACCGAAACCGAGCCGCGCGUACGCGUAAGUGUAUGUGUGUAUGUGAAUGUAUGUGUAUAUGUUUGUGUGCGUGUGCAUGGCACACAUGGGGAGUGGUCCUGGCGGCCACCUGAUUGGUACAGGAGCGAUUCCGUUAGUGGCACUGGUUUGGUUGACGAAGCAAGGGGGAGGGGAAACCCCCCAUUUACGAUUAUCAUUUGGAAGCUUAGCAAAAGUAUGAAGAAUGUACUCGGUACAAUAAUAAUAAAAAUAUGAAGAAUAAUAUUAUUAAUAAUAAUAAUAAUACUAAAGAUAAUAAUAAUAUAAUAGUAAAACUAAUAAAAAUAACAAAAAGUAAUAAUGAUAAUAUAAACAAUGGCAAUUGCACAAAUAGCGCUACGAUCAGAGGCCAUCCGUACACACGUGGCACGAAACUAGGCAUGGCACGGGACUUUGGGCGUAACAGAAGCUUUACCUGAAGCGCGGAAUAGAGAAGCAGCGAGUGGCAGUGGCUUGCGUGGUUGGAAAAGCAUAAGCAUGUAGAGGAAUGUUGCAUUCUCGCAAACACACGUUUAGGCAUCUAAUGCACCGAAUGGCGGACAUAGAGCAGUAGCUGAGCGAGCAUUUGUAGCGAUCGUUUGUAGCCAGACGGUCCAGAAACACAGAAACGCACAAACAAGCGAUGGUAGAGAGAAAAGGUCGGCGGUUAUGCGGCAGCGCAAGCCGAAUGGGUAGAUUUUAAAUCCACAGCGCAGCAGACACACUUUAACUACACGGUGGACAAGCGUUGAUUUGAAUGACGGUUUGUGCGCGCACGUGGCGACAUUUGAGUGCACCGCGGGGUGGGCUUUGAGGAGAAUUGAUUGAACCGAAUUGGUGAUUUGGAGUGUCGGACGGCGAAGGAAAACAUGUUUAUAAAUGUAAUACAAAAAAGUGAACAAUAAAAAGAGAAGAAAAAAAUCUCAAAAUCUUUAAACAUGAA